UCCACUCACGAGUCACGAGCUCGCCGAUGCUCCGCUCACCCGCCGCUUUGCUCCUCCGCCGCUGCUGCCUCCACUCGUUCGCCCCUCCGGCUCCGGCUCUCCAUUCCUCUUCGAAGGAUGCCUACUUCGCUGCGGUCAGCCACAUCGCUGGCGUCGUUCGCCGCGAUUUCUACCUUGAGCGUACCCUCGGACGCAUGCGCCUUCCCCCUCCCACCUCCGACCUCGUCCUCCGCGUCCUCCGAGAAGCCGCCCACAGCGCCCCCCUCUCCGCCCUCCGCUUCUUCGCCUGGGCUCGCAGCUCCUCCUCCUACCGCCCCUCCGGCCCCGAGUUCGACGCCCUCAUCCUCCCUCUUGCCCGUCACCGCCACUGGUCUCAGAUGUGGAAGCUCGCCGAGGACAUGCGCUCCCUUUCCCUCCCACUCCUACCCUCCACCUUUUCCGCCGUAAUCGAAGCUUACGGUGAUGCCUCCCACGUUGAUCUCGCCGUCGACGUCUUCAAUCGCCUCCCCAAGUUUGAUUGCCCCCAGACCACCGCCGUCUAUAAUGCUCUCCUCUCCGCCCUUUGCCGCGUUGGGAACUUCCAUGGUGCAUACGCCCUUAUUCGCCGGAUGGCCCGCAAGCAGGUCCUCCCUGACCGCCAAACCUUCUCCAUCCUCGUCAAUGCCUGGUGCGCCGCUGGCAAACUACGAGAAGCGCAGGACUUCCUUGAGGAGAUGAACCGUCGGGGCUUCAAGCCUCCAGUCCGCGGUCGUGACAUCCUCAUUGACGGCCUCGUCGACGCUGGUUACCUCGAGUCCGCCAAGUCGAUGGUGCUGCGGAUGACCAAGGAAGGCGUGUUGCCGGACAUCACCACCUUCAAUUCACUCCUUCAGGCGCUCUGUGAUUCCGGGGAGACGGAUUUCUGCGUGGGGCUACUCCAGGAGGCAAGCGACAUGGGGCUCUGCCCGGACAUCUCAACCUACAAGGUCUUGAUCCCGGCAGUCUCCAAGUCAGGGAAGAUUGAAAAAGCCUUUAAGCUGUUUUACAGCGCAGUGGACGAUGGAAAUAAGCCAUUUCCAAGUUUAUAUGCAACCAUAAUCAAGGCAUUGUGCAAGGCAGGGAGAUUCUGUGAUGCAUUUAGUUUCUUUAAUGACAUGAAAGGCAAGGGGCAUCCACCCAACCGGCCAGUAUUCACAAUGCUUGUGAAAUUGUGUGUCCGUGGUGGGAAGUUUGUGGAGGCUGCAAACUAUUUGGUGGAGAUGACAGAGAUGGGAAUGGUGCCGAUGUCACAGAGCUUUGAUAUGGUAGUUGACGGAUUGAAGCAUUGUGGGAAACAUGAACUUGCAAUGAGGAUGGAGCAGAUGGAAGUAUCACUCAGAAGCUACUAGUGAAACAAUCAUUCUUGGGUGGAUGUUUUCUUUCCAAAGGAAGAUCAAUUUUUAUCAGGGAUUUUUUCAUGUCAUAUGGUCGACCAUGAAGUCCAUAUGAAGGAGGCCCUUCAACUUGCAAUCAUGUACACUAUCUCUUUUCAAAAGCUCAGGUAUAAAUUAUGAAUUGCUUUCUUCUA
Messenger RNA from Zingiber officinale, 1546 nucleotides. Its product is annotated as pentatricopeptide repeat-containing protein At5g18390, mitochondrial-like. The record is from RefSeq and is a predicted model, not a curated record. Gene Ontology annotation, molecular function: protein binding. The transcript has a single exon. Bases 27 to 1367 code for a protein of 446 amino acids. NCBI's taxonomy places the organism in Eukaryota, Viridiplantae, Streptophyta, Magnoliopsida, Zingiberales, Zingiberaceae.